GUUUUUCUGCCUGUGACAUAAGAAAUGGAAUUGGACCUCAUCGAGGGAACAAUCUGCAUUUUUCUAACUGGACAUGGCAUUAUAGGAAACAUCUCUGUUUUUCUGAAUUAUAUUUUCAGUUUCUGGGAAGGCACUGUAAAGAAAUCUAUACAUCUUAUUCUUAUCCAUUUGGCUUUGACAAAUAUCAUAAUGCUCCUCUCCAAAGGGAUGCCAAAGACAAUAGCAGCAUUUGGCUUGAGAAACUUUCUAGAUUCUACAGGCUGUAAGAUUAUUGUUUUUCUAGACAGGGUAGCUCGUGGCCACUCAAUCUGCACCACCAGUCUCCUCACAGUGGUCCAGGCCAUCAUGAUCAGUCCCAGCACCUCCAGGUGGAGGAGGCUUAAGCUGAGGUCUACAUGGGACAUCCUUCUCUUCUUGCUCUUCUUUUGGAUUCUCAAUUCAUUGAUAAGUAUGAACUUACUCAAUUCAAUCAGAAGUAGCAACAUGAACACAUCACAAAUCAGUAAAAAUAACUACUAUUGUUAUUUUCUACCAGGGAGAAAGGAAAUACAAUGGCUUUUUUUCAUGCUUAUGAUCCUACGUGAUAUCAUGUUUCAGAGUGUCAUGGGUGGAGCCAGUAGCUACAUGAUAUUUCUUCUCCACAAGCACCACCAGCGGGUUCGCUACCUUCAGAGCCCCCAGCUUCUCUACAAAACUCCUCCCGAGAUGAAAGCUGUUCACAGUGUUCUCCUUCUCAUGCUGUGUUUUCUUUUCUUUUAUUGGACAGAGUGUGUGUUUUCUCUACUUUUAUAUUCCUCCUUGGAGAAUAAUCCCGUGGUGUUAGGUAUUCGUGAAUUUCUGACUCUUGGUUUUGCAAUUCUUAGCCCAUUUGUGCUGAUUCUCAGAGAUGGAAAUCUAGCUGCAUGUUGGAGUCCUUGGUAG
Perognathus longimembris pacificus (Pacific pocket mouse) is the source of this 921-nucleotide messenger RNA. Its product is annotated as vomeronasal type-1 receptor 4-like. Lineage: Eukaryota; Metazoa; Chordata; Mammalia; Rodentia; Heteromyidae. The record is from RefSeq and is a predicted model, not a curated record. Gene Ontology annotation, biological process: G protein-coupled receptor signaling pathway. Gene Ontology annotation, molecular function: pheromone receptor activity. The transcript has a single exon. Bases 25 to 921 code for a protein of 298 amino acids. Gene Ontology annotation, cellular component: membrane.